This is a messenger RNA of Xenopus tropicalis (tropical clawed frog), 2023 nucleotides long. It is a transcript of the gene b4galt5, whose product is annotated as UDP-Gal:betaGlcNAc beta 1,4- galactosyltransferase, polypeptide 5. Gene Ontology annotation, biological process: carbohydrate metabolic process; glycoprotein biosynthetic process. Gene Ontology annotation, molecular function: UDP-galactose:glucosylceramide beta-1,4-galactosyltransferase activity; glycosyltransferase activity. The record is from RefSeq and is marked provisional. Lineage: Eukaryota; Metazoa; Chordata; Amphibia; Anura; Pipidae. Gene Ontology annotation, cellular component: Golgi apparatus; Golgi membrane; Golgi cisterna membrane.
UGACAUCCCGGGGUUCCCCUGCCGCCCCUCUCUCCUUCCCUGGGCUCCUCACCCCGCCUGGAAGGGCGCAGCUCAAUCCCCUUUUUAUAUCAAGCAGCUCCAUUCAUACUGGUUGAAUAUUAUUCCGUUUCUCUGUGAGCCCCAAGUGCAGAUGCCUCCUUGCUGCAGCUGAAGGCUUCCCGUCCUCCCUCUUCCUUGCAGAUCCAUUUCAGCCACUGGACUGGGAAUCGCACAGGAUCUACAGCAGCUUCACCUGACAUCAGCCCAGCCUCCAGCAGCCCCCCAGCAGCCUCCUGCGGCCCUCCAGCAGCACCUCCUUGGCUAUUUCAGGGACCCUUCAAUUUUUAAAUGCCUUUCCCUAUCAUGAGGAGGAUUCUGAGGAUUCCCAAUCGUUCAGUACUGGCCAUCCUCUUCCUCUUCUCAUUGUCCUCUUCUUUCCUCUACUUCAUCUAUGUUGCCCCUGGAAUCGUUAACACUUACCUGUUCAUGAUGCAAGCCCGUGGGAUCAUUAUUCGAGAGAACAUGCGGACAAUCGGGGCUCAGGUGUACGAGCAAGUAGUCCGCAGUGCAUAUGCCCGGAGGAACAGCAGCAUCAAUGAUACAGAUUACGGACUUGAUUUCAAUCACAGUGAAUCCUAUCUCCAAACAACCACGUUUCUACCUGAAGAUUUCACCUACCUGCCCAACCAAUCUUGCCCCGAACGACUCCCAUCAAUGAAAGGGCAAAUGGAAGUGAACAUGAGCGAGAUUCAGAUGAGCGACGUCCGGCAGAUGUUUGCCAAUGGCGGAAUCCAGAUGGGAGGCCAUUGGAAGCCCAGUGACUGCAUCCCGCGAUGGAAGGUGGCGAUUCUCAUCCCGUUCCGAAAUCGGCACGAACACCUCCCGGUUCUUUUCAAGCACUUGAUACCGAUGCUUCAGAGACAGCGCUUGCAGUUUGCCUUUUAUGUAGUAGAGCAGGCGGGCAACCAGCCUUUCAACCGUGCCAUGCUAUUUAAUGUCGGCUUUUUGGAAGCAAUGAAGGACCUUGACUGGGACUGCCUAAUAUUUCACGACGUGGAUCAUAUACCAGAAAGCGAUCGGAAUUAUUACGGCUGCGAGCACAUGCCGAGGCACUUUGCCGCCAAGCUGGAUAAAUACAUGUACCUGUUGCCGUACAAUGAGUUCUUUGGUGGCGUGAGUGGUUUAACGGUGGAACAGUUUCGGAAAAUCAACGGUUUUCCCAAUGCUUUCUGGGGCUGGGGAGGCGAAGAUGACGACCUUUGGAAUAGGGUACAAUACGCAGGAUACACUGUGACGCGGCCAGAGGGAGAUAUCGGAAAAUAUAAAUCUAUACCCCAUCAUCAUCGGGGGGAAGUCCAGUUCCUUGGAAGGUACGCAUUGCUACGAAGAUCCAAAGAAAGGCAAACCAUGGACGGCCUCAAUAACUUGAACUAUUCCCCAAAUAUCACCUACAACACCUUCUAUAAGAACAUAACAGUACAUUUGACGCCGGAGCUGGCUCUGGUGAGCGAUUAUUAGGCACCGCAGAGACCUCCAAGCGCCUGCAUUGUACUUUUUUUGCCAAGAAAAAGAGCAAGAGAUUCACUCUUAACUGAGGACAACAGCAAAAAAACAAACAGAAAAAUAUUUCAAAAUUUACAUAAACAAAGAAAAGGAUUGUUGUCGAGCAACAGACUGUGCGUCAUUUCAAGGAGAACUAAACUUCGUGGUCAAGACUUGAGUGUGCAUUUUCCGGGAAAAAAAAAAAUGCCAGUUGCUGCUUUUGAUUUUUUUUUUUUUUAUUUCCUUUUUUUUUUAUAUUAUUAUUUCAAUUAUUUUGUGUUCAAGUCAAAUGCGUGGGGGAAAAAAAACACAAAUUUCUAACAUUCUUACUGUGAUCCUGACUGGUCGGCCCGUAGCUCCCCAGAGCUACAUUUUAAUCCUUUUUUUGGACCGCAUUGGGAAUAUAAGGAGAUCCAUUCGGCAGCUCAAUCAAACGUCGAUCAAAUGUCAUCGUUUAAAAGAGAAAAAAAAAAAAAAAAAA